Drosophila sulfurigaster albostrigata is the source of this 3689-nucleotide messenger RNA. It is a transcript of the gene ath, whose product is annotated as ATP-dependent RNA helicase DHX33. Gene Ontology annotation, biological process: positive regulation of transcription by RNA polymerase I. NCBI's taxonomy places the organism in Eukaryota, Metazoa, Arthropoda, Insecta, Diptera, Drosophilidae. Bases 279 to 2366 code for a protein of 695 amino acids. The transcript has 2 exons. The record is from RefSeq and is a predicted model, not a curated record. Gene Ontology annotation, molecular function: ATP binding; RNA binding. Gene Ontology annotation, cellular component: nucleolus; intracellular anatomical structure.
AUCUUGUUUGUGGUCACAUCCCAACACAUGUGUUAAGAAAGCUCUUUUUUAAGAAACAAUUCAUCUAAAAGAGUAACUAAUAACACAAUAAUAAAUUAUAUGAUUUAUUUAUGUGUAACUAAAAGAAUGCUGUUUGCCAUUAGAAAUUGAUGUGCUCAUAAAUUGUAAAAACAAUAAUGCAGUAAUAGUGCCAUUGAUGUGUUCUUCCACCGCAAUUAUUAACUAGAGAUAACGCGUGUAUUGGUAUUUAUUUAGACAUUCCAUGUUCGCAAGCAAACAUGGAAUCCAAGUACAUGAUUAACAGCAAUGGCAGCUCGGGAAUGGCCUCCGUGUUCCCGAUGAAGCGCAAAAUAGAACCGAUGAAGGAGCAGAACUCCAUCAAGAAACCUAACUAUUUUCCGCCCAAGCAACAGCAACAACAGCAUCAGUACGGUAAGAACGUGAUGAAGAAGAACACCAUUGAGCAGGAUCGCAAGGCGUUGCCUGUUUACAAUUGCCGCCAACGCAUCCUCAAGGAGGUGGAGGCCAACGAUACUCUACUGAUCAUGGGCGAGACGGGUUCAGGCAAGACGACACAGAUACCGCAGUUUCUGCUGCAGGCCGGCUAUGCCACCAAUGGCAUCAUUGGGAUCACACAGCCACGUCGCGUCGCUGCCAUCACAAUUGCCAAGCGAGUGGCGCAGGAGCUGUCGUGCAACGUGGGCGACACUGUGGGCUACACGGUGCGCUUCGAAGACACGACGACGGAACGCACACGCAUUCGCUAUCUGACCGAUGGCAUAUUGCUCCGCGAAGCCAUCGGCGAUCGAUUAUUGCGCAGGUAUUCUGCUAUUAUGCUGGACGAGGCGCACGAGCGAACUGUGAAUGCGGAUGUGCUGUUUGGCAUAGUAAAGGAGGCGCAACAGGAGCGACGCAAACACAAAAUGGCCAAGCUGAAGCUGAUCAUUACCUCAGCCACCAUGGACAUUGAUCAUUUCGGACAGUACUUUAAGGUUAAGGGCAUGUAUCUGGAGGGACGCACGCAUCCGGUGCGUGUGAUGCACGCCAAGGAGUCACAGGAUGAUUAUAUACAUGCUGCGCUGGUCACGCUAUUUGAUAUACAUCGCCAUGAGCCCAUAAACCAUGAUGUGCUCAUCUUUCUCACCGGCCAGGAGGAGAUUGAGGCGCUGGCUCAGCAGAUUCGACAGCUGGCGCGGAUCAAUAAUUCGGGUCCGUCGGAUGUGCGUGUUUUCACGUUGUACGCGCAGCUGGCGCAGGGUAAGCAGCUGGAAUGCUUUCUCCCUGUGCCCGCGAACACGCGCAAAAUUGUGCUGGCCACGAAUAUUGCCGAGACAUCGAUCACCAUACCGGGCAUUCGAUGUGUCAUCGACUGUGGCUACGUCAAGGAGAAAUCGUUCAAUCCUUCCACAGGUCUGGACACCCUGAAGACUGUGCGUAUCUCACAGGCGCAGGCCUGGCAACGAAGUGGACGUGCUGGACGCGAUGCUCCAGGAAAAUGCUAUCGCACCUACACCAAGAGCAACAUGGAAAAGUUUAGGACUGCCGCUCAGCCAGAAAUACUGCGUGCCAACUUGACGUCGACGGUGUUGCAGCUGCUGGCGCUGGGCAUCGAUUGUGCCAGCUUUGAUUUCAUCGAUCCGCCACAUCCCGAGGGCGUGCAAAGCGCCUACAAGGCCUUGGAGCAGUUGGGUGCCGUCAAAGCCGCUGCGACGCCACCCGCAAUAACGAGCACGGGUCGCUUGAUGGCCCAGUUUCCCCUGGAUCCGAGAUUUGCUAAAUUGCUGCUGGCGGCUCCCAGUUUUGGUUGCAUGGAGGAGAUGCUCAGCUUGGUGGCCGCUUUGUCUAGCGACAAUGUUUUCAUUGGACAUACGGAUAAAAGUGAAUUGGCUGCGUUGGCACAUGCCAAGUUUCAGUCCAAGCACGGUGAUCAUUUGACACUGCUCAAUGUGUUUGCGACAUUUCAGAAAACGGAUAAACCCAAAGUCUGGUGCCAUGACAACUUCCUGAACAUUAGGAAUCUAAACUAUGCCCGCAAUGUACGCAAUCAGCUCGUCGAGAUAUGCAACAGAAUUAACCUGGCUUCGAAUAGUUGUGGCGACAAUUUAGAUGCAGUCAAGAAGUGUCUGCUGACGGGUUUGUUCGAUAACAUGGCCACGCUGCAAAAGGAGGGACACUAUCUGACUCUCAGUGGACGGGUAAAGGCCAAAAUCCAUCCUUCCAGUGUGCUUCACGGCAAGUACAAGCCCCAGUGCAUCCUGUUCAGUGAGAUGGUGCAAACGGAGCACAAUUUCCUGCGACAGGUGACGGAGAUCAGCGUGGAAUGGAUCGAAGAAGUGCUGCCAAACAUGAAGUUUAAUAUUAAAUAAUCGCAUUUGAGUUUGGUCGUAGAAUCGCUUCUUUCAAUGGAGUGAUAUAUUGAUCGGAUUGUCGGGAGAAUAGAUUGUCCGCAAUUUGAAACGAAGUUUGGAAAGGACACGCUCAGUUAGUUGUGGCUAAUUCCUUGAACAUUUGCAGGGAAUCAUAGUUAAGACUCAUUUCCUUCUUUACUAAUCUUAAGAACAUUAAUGUUAACGUCUUUUAAUAACCAUUGCUUUAAUUAUAAGCCCUAACCAUUUUUUUUUAAAUGUAGCAGAGUUCAAUUUUCUAGUUAAAACAUAAUAAAAUUAUAUUGGAACAUGAGAAAAAAAAACUGAUGUAUCAUUUAGACGAUUGACGAUGUCAGUCAACAUAUUUGAGGCGGGUUUUAAACAGAACCAGUUAGAGACAUCUUCCGAAACUGGAUCUCAAACUUCUUUGAUUAUGAAGAUUAAAUGCGCUUACUGUGUGAAGGCCAAGAAAGAUUUUUGUAUAUAUAUAUAUAAUAAUAUAUAUAAGUAAGAAUAGGUUUUAAAGAUAUACGUCAAUUCCAGACGUACAAUCGAUUAAGUUAAAUAAAAAUGACGUAUGUUAAAUAUUAGGCAAAAAGGCUUUGAAUCUAGAAUGUAGAAACAAAAACUGGUUCGGAUAAAAUCGAACUUUUUGGGAUCUAUAACAUCAACUGAAAUGUAUGCAAAUUAAACCGACGCUAAAGACACGUUCCAACCAUUUAAAUAAAAACAAAUCGAGUCAGUUGUAUUUGACAACAUAUUAAAAUAUUCAUAUAUUAUAUGGUAUAUUGUAUAUAUAUGUAUAUAUUCACAUAACGAUUGCACAAAGUAUAAGUAAUUAAACGUGACAAAACAUAAAUGGGGCAACUGAGUUAUAGACAAGUUGCGCUUAAGUACUGAAAACUAUGGAAUUUUCGUGCUUUUAUCUUAAACGUAGUAUAAUCGUAUUAUAUUGAAAUUGAACCAAAAUUGUGUAUACACAAAUGAAACUAUCCACAUUCAUCAGUCUAUAUGUACAUAUAUAUAUGUAUGGGUCUAGAGAUGUCCUUGCAGGGAAUCACGCAGAUACACGGGACUGCUGAACGAUUUGCCCUCGACAAGAUGGGCGAGAUUCUCGCCAGCAUAGCUGACAGACGGUGCAAUCUCACAGAUGUCACCGUGCACAAUGCCACCGGCAUUUUCAAUAUAUUUGCGAUGCAACCGAUGCAGAUCGGCACGCGCUGUGCUGGGGCAAUCCUUGCCAGCGGCAUCGGCAUUCUUAAGCGCACUGAACUCCUCCUCACGUGGCACCUCCAUGGCCACAAACUUCUCGGCAAACUCAAA